This is a messenger RNA of Nymphaea colorata (pocket water lily), 1357 nucleotides long. Its product is annotated as protein FEZ. NCBI's taxonomy places the organism in Eukaryota, Viridiplantae, Streptophyta, Magnoliopsida, Nymphaeales, Nymphaeaceae. Gene Ontology annotation, molecular function: DNA binding. The record is from RefSeq and is a predicted model, not a curated record. Bases 1 to 1170 code for a protein of 389 amino acids. Gene Ontology annotation, biological process: regulation of DNA-templated transcription. The transcript is spliced from 4 exons.
AUGGAUGAGAAGAAUGAGGUAGAGAAGAUCGAUGAGAUCAUGCUGCCAGGGUUUAGAUUUCAUCCAACAGAUGAAGAGCUUGUAGGGUUUUACCUCAAAAGGAAGGUGCAACAGAAGCCGCUCUCCGUAGAGCUCAUCAAGCAGCUGGACAUAUAUAAGUACGAUCCAUGGGAUCUUCCAAAAGAGCUGGCGACCGUCGGCGAGAAAGAGUGGUACUUCUACUGCCCGAGGGACAGGAAAUAUAGGAAUAGCGCGCGGCCCAACAGAGUUACAGGAGCAGGUUUCUGGAAGGCCACAGGAACAGACAGGCCCAUCUAUUCCUCGGAAGGAACCAAGUGCAUUGGGCUCAAGAAAUCACUGGUUUUCUACAGAGGGAGAGCUGCAAAAGGAAUCAAAACGGAUUGGAUGAUGCACGAGUUCAGGCUGCCUUCUCUCACCGACUCGACCUGCACCCCCAAGAAGCCACUCGACAAAAGCAUCCCACCAAAUGAUUCAUGGGCAAUCUGCAGGAUCUUCAAAAAAAACAAUCCCAUGUCUCAAAGAGCAUUCUCUCAUUCAUGGCCAUCUCCAGUGCUGAAAACCAGCAUUGAUUCUGAUGCUUUCCUGCAUACUAUAGGCUCAGGCCAGUUUACUUCAGAGAACAUCUCUUGCACCACGGAAACUGGGUCAGCAAUCCAUGCCUGCAGCAACAACGAGUUGCAAACGUCUGCUACUGAGGACUUCUCAUCUCUAACUUUGCCAGCCUACAGCAAACCAAAUAUUCCACAAGCUUGCAGAUCUGCUACACUGUCAGUUACAACUACAGAUGCACCUCUAAGCUACACAUACUCACCACUGGAUAUGCUUAUAAACCUUUCCUCCGGCAUGGUCGGAGACAUCAACAAGGGGGCUGUGAGCAUUGAUUUUGGACAGCAGCAGCAGCAUAAUGCCAGUUUUGUAGAGAAUUUGCAGCAGCAGAAUGGAGAAGAGGUGACAUACUUGCGGAAUGCUCAGAACGAUUGUGUUGGAAAUGCCCAAGUGACAACAGUUAGAGCAGCAGCUGCGUUCCCAUUCAACGUCCAGUCUAAUGCGUUUGAUGCAUUGAAGGCUAGCUUAUCGUGGGAUUCUUCUACCACAGUAUCAACUGAGAUGCCGACAACUUACUCCACGAACAAGAUGUGCAGUUGGUAGGAAGCAGUAUCUUGUAAUACGUAUAAUUUCCUUCUGCAGCAAAAAAGUGAAGAAGAGACAUAGUAACACCACUAUCUAUCGACUAACUGAUGUAUAUCAUCUAUACUUACAGAGUAGAAUGAACACCACUACAGCCAAGUGUUCCACCUUGAACUAGCUUUUAAAGAUCUUAGGCGUUAAUGCUUGU